CUGCCACGCGCUUGCCCGAACAUGAGCCCCUGAUUGAAACAUGUCAAAAGAGACUCGAGAAACGACAAUCCUGACAGAUGCGGGAAGUUCGUCCGAUAAACGGUUACAAGGGCGCCAAUCGCUCUUGCUAUCGUGCGUGGCUGGCGUCAUAUUGUAAGUCUGAGACACGCCGUGUUUCGCAUCGCGCUGCCACGGUGCACCCGCUGAUCCAGCGAUCCGGCCGUUUCCCAUGACAGCAGGGCCUCAAGCUGGAAUGCUACCUACUUGAUGAUCCGUAUUUCCCAUAUACUGCCGGUUGGGACAUUUUCCCUCCCUUUGUUAAAGCAGUUGAUGCUCGGAGAGGGCCGUCUCAGCAGUAUUCCUUCUUCCAACCACAACGACGACCAAACUACAAUCUCAUCGUCGUACCAUCUACAACCACACCCGCCCAAAUCAUACCUCCAUGGCGAGAAAACAUACAGUGCAGCGGCCCAGCCUCGCCAGCCUCGUCUUUCUGGCAGGGGCAGCUUCAGCAAACUCCUUGUCUCUGUCCAACUUCCAAAGCCUGACUUCGUCGGUAUCCGUCCAAUGCCUCUACGCCUACAAUCUGCCCAUUCGAGGAUGCAGCCCCAGCGAUUUCGGCAGCGGCGCGACGUGCUCUGAAGGCUGCAUCACAGGAUUGCAAGCGGUGCAGUUUUCUGUGCAAGGGUUUUGUACCAACAUCAACGCUGCCUCAAAUUCUCUUCUCGCGGAGGUCAAGGGAGGCCACAUCCUUGAUGCUCUCUGCAAAAAGGACGCGCCACUAAAGAGCACCGCAUCAACGCCCACUCCUCCUCCAACAAAAACUCCGCCACCGCCUCAAACAUCAUCACAAUCUAAGGAGACAACUAGUACAACCAGUACGAUCAGUACGACCAGCAUAACUAGUCAACCAAUAUCGACAACAUCGUCUGUCCCUUCUACAACAGUUACAACGGCAGUUACAAGUGCGAUACCUACUACCCUCACAUCAGUGACAAUACCUAGCUCAACGAGCGAGUCUACAACCGAAACUACCAACGCGGCGACUUCUCAAACGACGAAUGACCAGCAACCCACGUCCACAAGUGAGGAGAAUCUGAAACCAACACGCAGGCCCAAUACUCAGCCAGGCAGCGGUGGUGGAAGCCCAUUUGACUUUGUCGCCAGCAGCAAAGCAACAGAAUUCGGGCUCACUAGGGCCUGCAUUACAAUGGCUAUCGCCAUCACUUUCACGACACUAACGCUUAUAUGAUAUGAAUACCUUUCUUUUAUCUACCCCACAGCCUGGAUGCUGUAAAUCAUCAAUCUUUAAUGUCUAAAUAAUGAAGGAAAGUUGGAAUAAGGAAAGUGUUGACCAAAGGGCAAAACGAAUAUUAGUUAGGCAGGACACUUGGCGCAGAGGGAUCAUGACGGUACACCAUGUAUUAUUAGGAACGGGAGAUUCGGCGUUUACUCUUUUUUGCUACAGGGCUGCGACAGGAACGCAGAUACGAUAGGGCGUGGAUUAGGCAAUUGGGAUGCAGCUGCAUUGGCUUAUUGGACAAGGGAAAAUAUACGGCUGUAUGCUAGUGUAAGAGGAGCUUUGGGUAGAAGCUGUACUGUAUUGUAUUCACAAAUGAAUGAAAGUACCUAGGUAGUAAACAGAUGCAAUAAAUCAGAAUAGUCCAACAGUAUAGAUUGUCU
Messenger RNA from Trichoderma harzianum CBS 226.95, 1683 nucleotides. RefSeq lists its product as hypothetical. Lineage: Eukaryota; Fungi; Ascomycota; Sordariomycetes; Hypocreales; Hypocreaceae. The record is from RefSeq and is a predicted model, not a curated record. The transcript has a single exon. The coding region runs from base 443 to 1252 and encodes 269 amino acids.